AGAAGUAAGUACUAAGAAGCGUAGACCACCGAGACAGUCUCGAAACACAUCGUCUAAAAUGGAACCAGGUUUUGAUGAUGUUGGAAUAUUUUACAGCGAUACUUUUGGUCCUGAUGAACCAAAUGAUGAGUCUCAAAUUGAUCGACAACACAUUAAAAAGAGAUUGAAGCAAUUCAUUCGGGAGUUUCACGAAAGAAAUUUUUCGUAUCGCUAUCGAGAUCAGCUGAAGAGAAACUACAAUCUCAAGCAGUUUAUGUUGGAGGUAGAUCUGGAUGAUGUUGGCAGUUAUGAUGAAACGCUGGCAGAAAAGUUGCUUAAGCAGCCUUCCGAACAUUUACCUUUGUUUGAAGAAGCAGCUAAAGAAGUUGCUGACGAAAUCACUCGUCCCCGCCCUGAGGGUGAAGAGGAAGUAGAAGAUAUACAAGUCAUGUUGACAUCUGCUUCUAAUGCUUGUGGCAUUAGAGAUUUGAAGUCAGAUCAGAUGUCACGUUUGGUGAAGAUCCCCGGUAUAGUUAUAGCUGCAUCUGGAAUACGAUCAAAGGCGAUACGUCUGGCUAUUCAGUGCCGCAGUUGCUCCAAUGUGAUUAACAACAUCCAGGUCAAGCCAGGACUCGAAGGCUAUGCUUUGCCAAGAAAAUGCAACACGGAACAAGCUGGGAGACCCAAGUGUCCAGUAGAUCCAUUCUUUAUCAUCCCAGACAAAUGUAAAUGUGUAGACUUUCAGACUCUAAAACUUCAAGAAGCGCCAGAAGAUGUGCCGAAUGGUGAGCUGCCCAGACAUUUGCAGCUUUACUGUGAUAGAUACUUGUGUGAUCGGAUAGUUCCUGGUAACAGAGUCACUGUCAUGGGCAUUUAUUCCAUCAAGAAAACCAGCAAGCCCACAAAACGGAAUAACAGAGACAAAGUGAAUGUGGGUAUAAGGCUUCCUUAUUUUCGUAUAGUGGGUGUUAAGAUUGACACAGACGGCACUGGCCGGACUUCUGGCAGCUCUGUGACGCCGUCAGAAGAGGAUGAAUUGAGACGACUGGCUGCCACUCCUAAUAUCUAUGAAACUAUAGCUAAAAGCAUUGCACCGUCCAUUUAUGGAAGCUUAGAUAUGAAGAAAGCCAUUGCGUGUUUACUGUUUGGUGGUUCUAGAAAAAGAUUGCCAGAUGGUCUGACUAGGAGAGGAGACAUUAACAUGCUUAUGCUGGGUGAUCCUGGUACUGCUAAAUCGCAACUUCUCAAAUUCGUGGAGCGUUGCUCUCCCAUUGCAGUGUAUACAUCAGGUAAAGGAAGUAGUGCUGCUGGUCUGACUGCAUCUGUCAUGCGUGAUCCCUCAUCGCGUGGCUUCGUCAUGGAAGGUGGCGCAAUGGUGCUUGCUGACGGGGGUGUUGUUUGCAUUGACGAGUUUGAUAAAAUGAGGGAAGACGAUAGGGUGGCCAUUCAUGAGGCCAUGGAGCAGCAGACAAUUUCUAUUGCCAAGGCCGGGAUCACAACUACUUUAAACUCAAGGUGCUCGGUUCUGGCUGCCGCUAACUCAGUGUUUGGACGUUGGGAUGAUACAAAAGGAGGCGAGAACAUUGACUUCAUGCCCACCAUUUUGUCCAGAUUUGAUAUGAUAUUCAUUGUCAAGGAUGAACAUGAUGAAAACAGAGACAUGACUUUAGCCAAGCAUGUGAUGAAUGUCCACCUCAACGCUCUACAAAGUACAGAAGAAGGGAAAGAUGGGGAAAUCCCGUUGAAUACUUUAAAAAAAUAUAUUGCUUUUUGUAGAAACAAAUGUGGGCCGCGUCUGUCUGAAGAGGCUGCUGAGAAACUAAAGAAUCGCUAUGUGCUGAUGAGAAAUAAAGCUGGUGAAUAUGAGAGAGAAACUGGGAAAAAGAUAAGCAUCCCCAUCACUGUCAGGCAAUUGGAAGCCAUUAUUCGUAUUGCUGAAUCUCAGGCCAAGAUGAGGUUGGCUCCUUUCGCUACUGAAGCAGAUGUGGAUGAAGCAUUGAGACUUUUCCAAGUCUCAACACUUGAUGCUGCCACUACUGGUGAUCUGGCUGGCGCUGAAGGUUUUACAACAGAAGAGGAUCAGGAGUUAUUGAGCAGAAUAGAGAAGCAAAUUAAAAGAAGAUUUGUGAUUGGCUCUCAAGUUUCUGAACAUGCUAUAGUCCAAGAUUUUACCAGACAGAAAUAUCCAGAGAGAGCAAUUCACAAAGUUUUAACUUUAAUGUUGAGACGGGGAGAAAUUCAACAUCGCAUGCAGAGAAAAAUUCUAUUCCGUGUAAAAUAAUUUUUGGAAAUUUCACAAAUGUUUGUUCAUUAUAAUUGUUAAAUAUUAACUAUCUUGUUAAUACUGUAAACUGAAUGUAACUUUAUUGUGCAUUGAUUUAUAGCUGCAAAGUAAAUGUAAUUAAAAUUUUAAAACAUUUUAUGUGCAAUUUUUUUUUUAAAUUACUUUUUGGUUUCUAUGGUUCAGCUAUCAGUUGUUAACAUUCUGUUUAAAGCAUACUCCAGGCCUGUGCACUAGAAGAAAAAAAAACAGUAAAAUCCCCAAUUUAAAAUUCACUUUCUUGGGGAUAUUGUUUGAAUAUUCUAAUAGCUUUCAGUAUUAACAUCUUUCUUCUUCGUUCUCAUUGUUAUGUUGGAGUGUUCAGAUGACUAGACCAAUACAUGAGAUGAACUGCGCAGUGGUUUCCAAAUCAGGGAGCUCUCCAUAUAGUUUUAUUUCUAUUGGGGUGAUUUGGGGCCAGUGUCUUGUACGGGCCUCUUGGUAAAGAGAGCAGUUUUGGAGGACGUGGUCGGCAUUCUCUGGUGAUACUCCACAUGGGCAGGUUUCACUGGUUCCAAUUUUGAGCUUCCGGUACAUGUGUUGUCGCAUUCUGUUGUGUCCGGUCCUGAGUCGAAAGAUUAGACGUUGGUCUUGUCGGGAUAGCUUAUAGUAAGCGUCAUCUUUCUUGUGAUUUGGAUGAGAGCUCGUCCAUUUCUCAUUUAUUUUAUUUACAAUUAAUUUCUUCUGGAUAGAGUGCAGAGUUUAUUAGUGAGUUAGAGUAUUAACAUCUGAUAAUGAAAUUGUAUUAAUGCUCCAAACAUGUAAAGAAAUAUACCGCUCCUUCUGGAGGACAAUGUGAAUGUGCCCAGAUUAGUCCCCGACUAUGUAAGGAAAUAAUGUUUAUUGUUACUUAAUACAUAUUUAAUACAUAUAUUUAAUACCACUUCUCCAUUUCCCUAGCAUUAUACAAAUAUUUUGUAUUUUAAUGAUCUAAUGAGUGACUGAUUACACUUAAGUAAUUAUUAAAGCAACAAGACUCUUUCACAUUAAAGACAUUAACAAAAAGUG
Biomphalaria glabrata is the source of this 3307-nucleotide messenger RNA. Its product is annotated as DNA replication licensing factor mcm5-like. Gene Ontology annotation, cellular component: MCM complex; nucleus. Bases 59 to 2260 code for a protein of 733 amino acids. NCBI's taxonomy places the organism in Eukaryota, Metazoa, Mollusca, Gastropoda, Planorbidae. The record is from RefSeq and is a predicted model, not a curated record. The transcript is spliced from 16 exons. Gene Ontology annotation, molecular function: single-stranded DNA binding; single-stranded DNA helicase activity; ATP binding. Gene Ontology annotation, biological process: DNA replication; double-strand break repair via break-induced replication; DNA replication initiation.